AUUAACCAUGUUACCCGCUCUCGGAUAUGUGACUAACAAUUUUUAUUUUCUAGAUUAUAAAAUUCGGAACCCUCUUGGUUGCAAAGCUUACUUUUCAAAACUCAGAAACAAAGUCAGACUUAGUUGGAAAACAUCAUCUCUCUAACCAAUUUUUUUGGUUAAAAAACUAACGGACAUGGGAAAAUUCGUUCAUCUUUAUUUGUUUGUUGCUAUAUAAUUUGACACACUAAGCCUAAUUGAAAUCAGUCUGUGAAAAUUCUUGAAUAUCCUAAACCAUAUCCUAUAUUAUCAACAUCUUGAUAAUGGUCAUCUAAAAAAGUACAGAUAUAUAUGUCUAUGUACAUAAGUAUAUAAAAAUUGAGAUCAGAAAUCAUAUUAAUUUUAAUGGGCAGGGCUGCAUUUAUCAUUAUAUGUACGACUUUUGGGGGGAGUUAUCCUUUUGUGUUUUUAAAUAGCUCUGUUCUCGAAUCUUAAAAAGAAAUUUGCCAACACAUAUCCUUUUUCCUGUUCUCAAAGUCAAACACACUACAUUGUAUGUGAGUGUAUAUAGACAGAAUGCAUUGAGGCCCUCUCAUGAACCAUAUUGUUUACACUUUUCCAAUGAGAAUUGGGAUAGAUUUUGUGGUGGUGGCAGUGGCGGCGACCACCGUGCUUCAUGCAGGGGAGGCGUUGGAGAUCUUCAUCGGCGGUACCAGUGGUUGGCUGCGUCCUGACGAUCCCAGCUGGUAUUCCAAUUGGGAGGAUCUAAAGUUUACAGUCGGAGAUGUUCUAGUAUUCAACUUUCUGACGGGUCACAAUGUGGCCGGAGUGACAAAAGACGGUUACGACAACUGUGACACCAAUAACCCCAAAUUCAUAAACACCACAUCUCCAUUUUUGUUCACUAUCAAGACUCUCGACGAUCUCUUUUUCAUCUGUACCGUCCCAGGCCACUGCUCCGCCGGUCAGAAAAUUACCAUCACUAACAUCCAACAAUCGUCAUCAACACCGAGCUCCCCUGAUUCUCCACCUGUUGUUACUGCUCCAUCGCCACCAAAUCCGUCGCCAGUAUUAUGGCCUCCACAUUCACUGUUGCCUUCAUGUUGAUGGAUGUCAUGUUAAUAAUAUAUUAAUUAUAACUCAUUAGUGUUUGGUAUUAAAAACAUGAUUUGCUUAAUUAGCGCAAAAAGUUGACGAGGUUCUGUCAACGACGCUAUUUAUUCAGUAUUGUAUUGAGAUUUUAUUUUUAAUAUCAAAGUUAUUCAACGACGCUAUUUAUUCA
Messenger RNA from Cucumis sativus (cucumber), 1261 nucleotides. RefSeq names its product umecyanin. Lineage: Eukaryota; Viridiplantae; Streptophyta; Magnoliopsida; Cucurbitales; Cucurbitaceae. Gene Ontology annotation, molecular function: electron transfer activity. The record is from RefSeq and is a predicted model, not a curated record. Gene Ontology annotation, cellular component: plasma membrane.